CAAAAGCGCCGGCACUUCCGGGAGCGCCGCGGGACGGAGGGGGAGGAUGAGCUGGAUCCCGUUCAAGAUCGGGCAGCCCAAGAAACAGAUUGUACCCAAGACAGUGGAGAGAGACUUUGAAAGGGAAUAUGGGAAGCUGCAGCAAUUGGAAGAUCAGACCAAAAAACUUCAGAAAGAUAUGAAGAAAAGCACAGAUGCAGAUUUGGCCAUGUCCAAAUCUGCUGUGAAGAUCUCCUCAGACCUGCUGGCCAACCCCCUGUGUGAGCAGGAGCCCUCGUUCCUCGAGAUGGUCACGGCCUUCGACACGGCCAUGAAGAGGAUGGACUCCUUCAACCAGGAGAAGGUGAAUCAGAUCCAAAAGACAGUGAUAGAGCCUUUGAAAAAGUUCAGCAGUGUUUUCCCAAGCCUGAACAUGGCUGUGAAGCGCCGGGAGCAGACACUGCAGGACUACAAACGCCUGCAAUCCAAGGUGGAAAAAUAUGAGGAAAAGGAAAGAACUGGCCCUGUCCUGGCCAAGCUACACCAGGCCCGGGAGGAGCUGCGCCCGGUGAAGGAGGACUUUGAAGCCAAGAACAAGCAGCUCCUGGAGGAGAUGCCCAAAUUCUACAGCAGCCGCAUUGAUUACUUCAAACCCAGCUUCGAGUCGCUGGUCCGGGCACAGGUUGUCUACUACACGGAAAUGCACAAGAUUUUUGGGGACCUGACGGCGCAGAUCGACCGGCCCGGGCUGAGCGAUGAGCAGCGGGAGCGGGAGAACGACGCCAAGCUCAGCGAGCUCCGGGCACUCUCCAUCGUGGCCGAUGACUGAGGCCGGGCCAGGGAUGGGGAGGGGAUGGGGAUCCCCCCUUCACCCCAGCUCCCAGCCCAGGGAUGGAGUUGAAGGGUUGGAACUGCUCCUGUCACCCCAGGGCUCCAUGUUCCUACCAGGGUCUGGAUCAGCGUUGUCGCUCCACAAAUGAGUUUUGCCUUAAAUUUUGGGGUGUGGAGGAGCAGGAAAGGAAGUGAUCGCGCCUGGAUGAAGACGGGGAGUGGGAUGGGGGAUGUUGCUGGAUUUUCCAAGGUUCCAGCCUCCCUUGGCCCCCCCAGAACCCAGAUGGUGAGACCCUCACUCCUCCCCCUCAUUUUGUGCCUUAGGAGCCCAGUGGCCCCCUCAGGGCACUCCAAAAACCGCUCAAAUCCCAUUUUUUUUUUUUGAGGCACAGCGUGAUGCUUCCCGUGGCGAGCAUCCAUCCUUCUUUUCCCAGCACCGGUACAAAGAGCUGGGGACAGGGGACCCCAGAGCAGGGACAGGUAGGGACAUCCUUAAGGGAGACAACGCAGCCAGGAGCAAACCUGUGAAAAACUCGGGGGCUGUGCAGCCCCUCCUGGGCGUGCGGGGAAGAGCCACAGGGAGUGUGUCGCUUGUACCAAAUAAAGUUUUUGGCAGCGGAGCGCGGCCGGGGCCAUGCCGGUGUCGCUGUCACCGCCGGGCCGCUGUCGCCCUCUGCCGCCGCCCGGCCGCCACUGCAGAGGGGACACCGAGGGGCUUGGGGUGUCCGAGGAAGAGAGAAACUGGGAUUGAAAUUCCCCCCCUGGAAGCGCGGGAAGGAAACGGCGCCAAAGC
This is a messenger RNA of Cinclus cinclus, 1603 nucleotides long. It is a transcript of the gene BIN3, whose product is annotated as bridging integrator 3. NCBI's taxonomy places the organism in Eukaryota, Metazoa, Chordata, Aves, Passeriformes, Cinclidae. The record is from RefSeq and is a predicted model, not a curated record. Gene Ontology annotation, biological process: endocytosis; actin cortical patch localization; plasma membrane tubulation. The transcript is spliced from 9 exons. Gene Ontology annotation, cellular component: actin cortical patch; cytoplasm. Gene Ontology annotation, molecular function: protein binding; lipid binding. Bases 47 to 808 code for a protein of 253 amino acids.